Molecule: messenger RNA, 657 nt
Organism: Fusarium pseudograminearum CS3096
Lineage: Eukaryota; Fungi; Ascomycota; Sordariomycetes; Hypocreales; Nectriaceae
Gene: TRI6
Product: TRI6
Exons: 1
Coding region: 1-657 (218 amino acids)
Biological process (GO): regulation of DNA-templated transcription
Molecular function (GO): nucleic acid binding
Source: RefSeq, a predicted model, not a curated record
AUGAUUUACAUGGAGGCCGAAUCUCACUACGAAUCUUGGAGCGCCUUGCCCCUCUUUGAUCGCGUUGCGUCUCCCGAUCCCGCCAAGGACUUUGUCCCAGAUCUAAACGACUAUGAAUCACCAACAUUCGAAGUCGAUCUACUAUCAGAAACUUAUGACUUUGACAACUUCCCCACAUACUCUCUACCAACGGUGGAUUCAACCAAGACUUUGUUCCCUGAAGAACCACUUGUUUGCUUCGACUUUGACUUCGCGAACCCGGCUAUCGAGAAUUAUACAACCACAUCGUCGGGACUGUUGGAUGCUGUGCCAAGCCAGCUCAUUGCCCUUCCCAGCUUCAUACGACCAAGCAAAUGCCCAUUCCCUAGUUGCAAGUCGACCACAGUCUUUCAGAGCGGACGGGAUUUCAGGCGGCAUUACCGACAACACUUCAAGCGCUUUUUCUGUCGCUACUCAGAAUGCCCUCAGUCAGCUCAAGACCUACAAGAAGUCGGCACCAAAGGCUUUGCGACUCGCAAGGACCGUGCUCGCCAUGAAUCUAAGCACAAACCAACAGUGCGGUGCCCUUGGCAAGACCAGGAAGGACAACAAUGUCUGAGGGUCUUUAGCAGGGUGGAUAACAUGCGAGAUCACUACAGGCGGAUACACAAGAGUUGA